AUGGCUGACAUUAAAGAAAGAGAGAAGUGGUCAGGUAAUGCCGAUUUUCUUUUUUCAUGCAUUGGCUACGCAAUAGGUCUUGGAAAUGUUUGGCGAUUUCCAUAUUUAUGUUACCAAUAUGGUGGAGGAGCUUUUCUAAUCCCAUAUUAUAUAACAUUAAUCUGUGGAGGUAUACCAUUAUUUUUCCUCGAAGUGGCGCUUGGUCAAUAUACGAGUAUUGGCGGUCUCGGUAUAUGGAAAAUAUGUCCAAUAUUCAAAGGCGUUGGCUAUGCUGCAGCAAUAAUAGCAUUCUGGUUAAAUUGUUAUUAUAUAGUUGUACUUGCUUGGAGUUUGUAUUACGUGUACAAUUCAAUCUUGAGUUCAUCGCUAUUACCUUGGUCAACAUGUAACAAUUGGUGGAAUACGGAAUCUUGUCGCACGUUAAUACAAAUGCGGAAUUAUUCAUCGGUACUAUCGUGCACCUCGGCUGAUUUGACAAGUAAUGCAUCAAUUGCUGCAUGCUUGCAAAAUACAACUGAUCAUCUCGCACAAUACACAAGUCCAGUGAAAGAAUACUGGGAGCGUAAUGCACUACAAAUCACUCAUAGCAUAAAUGAACCGGGUUCCCUACGUAUUCCAUUGGUGAUUACGUUAGGUAUCGCUUGGAUCGCUUGUUAUUUUUGUAUUUGGAAAGGUGUCAAAUGGACAGGAAAAGUGGUUUAUUUUACAUCAAUGUUUCCAUAUUUACUCCUAUUUAUUUUACUGAUUCGUGGUAUAACUCUCGAAGGAGCAAUGGACGGAAUAAAAUACUUGUUUAUUCCCGAUCUAUCGAAGUUGAAAACAUCUGCGCUUUGGAUCGAAGCAUCAACACAAAUCUUUUUCAGCUAUGGCCUUGGCCUGGGUGCACUCGUAGCUUUAGGUAGUUACAAUAAAUAUCAUAAAAAUUGCUAUCGGGAUACGUUGAUAUUAGCUGCUUUUAAUGAAGGAACUUGUUUAAUUAGCGGUUUUGUCAUCUUUUCGGUUAUUGGGUUUAUGGCUAAGACUGAAGGUAAAAAAAUCAGUGAAGUCGCCGAUUCAGGACCUGGUUUGGCAUUUGUUGCUUAUCCAGCAGCAGUUGCUCAAUUACCUUUUUCUCCAUUUUGGUCAGCACUUUUCUUUAUCAUGCUGAUUUUUAUUGGUCUCGAUAGUCAAUUUGUCACUCUCGAAGGUUUUAUCACCGCAUGUGUUGAUGAAUGGCCAAUUUUACGUCGUCGAAAGGAGCUAUUCAUUGCUGUAGUUUGUUUCAUUUCGUUUCUAAUUGGUCUACCGACCGUUACUCAAGGUGGAAUGUAUGUUUUCAAGAUCCUUGAUUACUAUUCGGCGAGUGGUUGGUGUUUACUCGUCCUACUCUUUUUCGAAUGCAUCAGUGUAUCAUGGUUCUAUGGUGCCAAUCGAUUCUACGAAGAUAUCAAAAACAUGAUCGGUUAUUAUCCGGGAAGAUUUUGGAAAUGGUGUUGGAUUGCUUUUACUCCAUUUCUUUGUACUAGUAUCGCAAUAUUCAGUUUAAUUGAAUAUGAACCGGUGAAAUAUAAAUCCUAUUCAUUUCCUAAAUGGGCUGAGUAUAUCGGUUGGUGUAUUGCAUUAUCAUCAAUUUUAGCAAUUCCCAUCUAUGCUAUUGCAUUGUUUGCGCGACAAACUGGUUCAUUAAGCGAGCGAUGGAAAAAAAUUACUACUCCGACAAUCGAUCUUAAUCCACCGAUUGAUGAGGACGAUAAUGAGACAAAACAACGUAUGCUUGCUGAACAUACAACAGCUAUGACAAACCUCUAA
Messenger RNA from Adineta ricciae, 1788 nucleotides. NCBI's taxonomy places the organism in Eukaryota, Metazoa, Rotifera, Eurotatoria, Adinetida, Adinetidae. The record is from the annotation of a GenBank genome assembly.